Molecule: messenger RNA, 552 nt
Organism: Solanum stenotomum
Lineage: Eukaryota; Viridiplantae; Streptophyta; Magnoliopsida; Solanales; Solanaceae
Product: SPX domain-containing protein 2-like
Exons: 4
Coding region: 1-552 (183 amino acids)
Biological process (GO): cellular response to phosphate starvation
Source: RefSeq, a predicted model, not a curated record
AUGUCUCCAAUAGUUUAUCGAAUAGCAAUUGGAAAAGGCAUAGAUGAGAUCUUUGUGACUCAUUUUGUUCAGAAUUUCUGUUGGCUCCUUAAAACAUUAGACUUCUGCCAGACUGCUACGUUUAAGCUUUCUGCUAUUGCAUAUAUACUCGUUGGCCUAAAAAUGCAGGAUGAUUCUCUUCAGAUUAAGAUACUAAAGAAAUAUGAUAAACGUACUGAUGCUCUUAUUCACUUGGCUGUCAUCCAAAAGGUGCUAGAGGAACCAUUUUUCAAAUCUGAUGUACUGAAUAAGCUAGUGAAGGAGUGUAAGACCAUGCUUAGUAGCCUUCUGUCCCAAAAUGAGCCAUCGAAAGCACCAGAAGGAGAAGGAAGUAGUGGAGGAGGAGGGGAAAGAAGUAGCGGAGUCAAAGAUGCAGAAGAAUUAGUGGAGAUGGAUAACAUGGGAAGUAUGUACUUGAAGGUUACAAAAUCAGCACUGAAAGUCUUGCAGGAAAUGAGAAGUGGAAGUUCAACUGUCAGCUUGUUCUCUUUAACGCCAAUGCAUAAGGUCUAA